Molecule: messenger RNA, 2085 nt
Organism: Trichophyton rubrum CBS 118892
Lineage: Eukaryota; Fungi; Ascomycota; Eurotiomycetes; Onygenales; Arthrodermataceae
Exons: 5
Coding region: 1-1953 (650 amino acids)
Source: RefSeq, a predicted model, not a curated record
AUGAUUGCAGUCCAAAGCCAGGCCUCUGUGUCGCCUCGAUCCACCGCCAUCUACUCGUCCGCCGAUGCCCCAUCUUCCCUGAGAUCUAACCAGCGAUCCCCUCUCAUGCCUGUCUCUAAUCCCCCUUCCCACGACCCGUCUCAGGCGGAAGACGUCCCCCAGUCCGUCGAAGAGCAGCCCAAGACCAAGCCAAAAUCACGAUCAAAUACACCCAGCAGCCUCAAUCUCACCAACGGGAAUGGCAGACGGAGUCUCAGUGGCAGCCCGUCGAGCCUGAAGAAGGCCUCUCCCCGCCCAGAGGAGACCAGAGACUUGAGCCUUCAAACAAGGGAGGAGGACUUGCGGAGGGAUGACUUGGAAGACGACGAACCUGAACCACAGUCGGUUAUCCAUGCUCCAGUUGGCUUCGAUGGAUUUAAAUCCGGGGCAAGUCCCAUCUCGCCUCCUCCAAUAACCACAUCCGUGGCUCCAACUGGUCACUAUGAACUAAACACUCCCAGAGCACAAACGCUACAGGAGAUAGAAAACUUCAAAAGAACGCCUCACCAGGCAAAUCUAGAUGAUAUACCGGAAAGCUCGGAUACAGAGCAGAGCCAGGAUGGCCACUAUGAUGACGGUGAACAGCGAUCUGUCUGGACCAAGACCAGGUCCAAUGUCCCUGAUAACGACGUAGAAAUUAGAGCACUUCGGACUGCCCUGUCAGAAUGCUGGACACUCUGCAAUACGCUCGCCAACCUAAGUUACAAUCACCGGGAACGGCUAUUCAAUUUCGGCGGGAAGGACGACAUGCAGGAACAGGCCUGGAAGACAUGCUGGAAGCUGUGCCAGAACCUGUAUGAAACCCGUGAUGACGAUCAUUCAGCCCAGGUCCGGCCUACGCUCGACAUGUGUCGGGAUUUCUGCCAGGCCUUGUUCGAGGUACGGCUCAAGGAGAACGAGAUUGCCGACUCUGUCCUCAGAGUCAGCUUCGAGCUGAACAACCAUCUGUACAACACCCAUGACCGCAACCUCCCCGAAGCCUUCCGUGAGCGCACUCUAGACUUCUACAUCACCCUCUGCCACCGCCUGAUGAAACAGCGGACACGACUCACCGAGGAAACUGACUCUCUACUUCGAGCGUGCUGGUCUCUCGCCGAAAUGCUCUUUAGCCUGCGGCAAGGGAAACGCGAAGGAAAAGCUCCUGACGAAGAGUUGCUGGGUUCUGCGGUCCAGGCCUGCUGGGAGCUCUGUGAUCUCUUCCGCGAAGGCUGGACUCAGGUCCGUCCUGACCGUGGCACCCCUCGUCCUAGCCAGACUACCUUCACACAGGCCUUUUACCAGGCCAAGCGAGCGGAGUACCCAUCUGAAGACACAGAUACAGACACAGACAGUCUACUCGGCCUGCAAAAUCCAGAGACUCCAACGACCAUCUUUGACGACACUGCCACCACCGUCUCGCCAGACCAAGCUCCCAUCCCGAAUAUCAUGGUCCUAGGCUUCGAUAACCCACCACACCACCCUCGUUGGUCAAGCAAUUCCUCGACUCUAUCCGGCUACUCACGCACAUCCAGCCAGACAGCCUCGUCCACGCACACAGUCAAAUCUCCCGGCGAAGAUCAAAACCUGACAGCUCUGAAACUCCUCCUUGUCCGAGCAGCCAUGAACAGCGGCUUCCAGCGCGGCGGUUCUGAAAGCCUACCCAUUUUCGCUAAGACGUUGUCCUCAGAUGCCUUUGGUUCCCUGCCUUGGCAAAUGUCAUUGCUGGUCAAUUAUAAGAAGCUCAUCACGGCUGACCCGGCCUUCAGGUCCGUCCCGCCGCCGACCCGGGCGAGUGCAAUUGAUGUUGCUCGAGCAGUGCAGGCCAUGGUCCAAUACAACAGUCAGUAUGAAUGGUUGCUGGAUCUCUACCGUCUCGUCUUUGGCUUUUAUACCGACGACGCAGUCAAUGCAACCGGGAUGGUCAUUCAAUCAUGAUCCUCCCUCUUCCUCAUUCACGUUGCUUUUUUUCUCCUGCCGUGUUCCUUGUCUUAAUAUCCAUUCAUCUGUUCAUGCUGGGUUCUUGGUCUGUCUUGUUAAGUUGGAGCGUUAUCCUUUGGCCUUUUUUUU